Rhagoletis zephyria (snowberry fruit fly) is the source of this 4842-nucleotide messenger RNA. Its product is annotated as homeotic protein female sterile-like. The record is from RefSeq and is a predicted model, not a curated record. Lineage: Eukaryota; Metazoa; Arthropoda; Insecta; Diptera; Tephritidae.
AUUGAAUACCCCAGUCCUGCUGCACCUGGCUAUGGACAAAGUACUGAGACGCAGAGUCUAAUUGAUCAACAAUUUGCGGAGAUAAAUAAACAAUUUAAUGAGCUGAAUAUGCAAUAUAAUAGUAUCAGCAAUGCAGAACAACCGCCUGCUUUCUAUAAUCCAGAUACACAACAGCAACAGCCACAGCCACAGCCACAACCACUUCAUGAUUUGAAAGCUGAUCCCUAUAAUCAACAGCCACAACAAUCAGCAGUAGCUACGGCCGAUUACAACAACCUUCAUGGGAGCGCAGAUCAGCAAGCACCUGCAACAUACACAGAUGCCGCUGCGCAAAAGUCGGUUGAUGCCAGCGAUGCCUAUGCUUACUACAAUCAUCACCAGCAGCAACAACAACAACCACAAUAUAUGCAACCAGAUUUACAGCAACAAGAAUCACACUCAAUCCCAUACUAUGAUCCUACACAGCAACAACAACAACAGCCACAGCAACAUUAUCAAGGUUAUGGCGCUGAAUCAAUGGCUGCGCAAAAUAAUGCUGGGGCCUAUGACUAUUGGGCACAACAGCAACAACAACAGCAGCAGCAACAGCAACAACAUGUUGGUUAUGGUGAUGAGUACUCUACAAAUGAUGAUAACGCUAAUGAACUAGUGUUAGCAGCAACAGAACCAGCAGAAACGCCAUCUCCAGAAGACUCCGCUAAAAGUGUUGAACAAAAUUUAAAAUCAAAUGAUGUAUUAACAUUGAAACAAGCGCCUGCCAAGGCAAGAUCAACAGCAAAGACAUACACAACCACUUUGGAGAGUGGCAGCAAGUUGCAGCAACAACAACCGUUGAAAAUAACCGCUGCAGCAGCCAAAUUAUAUAACAGUUAUGAUGGUCCGCAGACGCGUGUGGCAAAGAAGCUUAACACCAAUUACAAGAACAACAAGGAGCAACAAAAGCAACAACACUCAGCGAAACUGGCUACAUCUUUUCUAAGUUCGCCGCCAGAUGUAAGUAAACAAAGUAAUGUUUUGCUACCGCAACAGCAACUUCAGCACCAACAGCAGCAGCAGCAACAGCAAAAAAAUCAGGUCUUGCCAAAAAUGCCAAAUAAACUGCUAGAGCAGCAACAAACGCUUGCACAAAAAAUAAAUGCAUUUAAUGAAAAGUCAAAUAGAAAUUUAAGCACAAACCCGAAUUCGCAUUCGAACGGGAGCGGUAUAGUAAAGCGGGUCAAUUUCAAUCUGCCGCAGGAGGUGGAAGUGGUGGCGGAGAGGGUAGAGGGGCCCAGUAAGAAAUUGCCACCACCACCAUCACCUACCGGUGGUAGUGUUGCCAAUUUUAGUACUAAAGCUAGUUGUAGUAGUAGAAAUAGUAGUAGUAGCGGGAGCUGUAGCAGUGGUAGUAGUAGGGCCGAAGUCGCAGUAGCGCACGCCAAGGCGGUCGCAGCUGCGGUGAUAACUGAAAGUGGAGACACUCAAGACGCUUCCAACAAAGGCUGUGUUGCAUCACAAUCCAACAAAGCGCUCACCAGCUAUCCAUCAAGAAACACCGACACUUCCAGCAAACCUCUUUCACUGCCGUCGUGCAGCAGGCAUGCUUCUAAAGGCAAUAGCUUAAGUAGUGGCAGAGCCGCAUCUCAUCGCUUCCACACAUCACCGUACAAACAAAUCGUCUACAACGGCACCUAUCCCAUCGAUAUGCCCCUGCAGUCGCGUUUCCAAGCGUUGGGCCGCGACUAUGAUCCCGAAGCGAAUGCUGAAACGGCGCGUUGCAAGUAUGCGCACAUGCUGAACGACUAUGAUUUGGAUGAAUGCGAUAUACUCGGCGAUGUGGCAGAAGAAGAUGAGGACGAGGAUUUCGAUGAGGAUGAUGAUGACCUCCUGGUUGAUGAUCUAGAUGGGGAUGUAGAGGGCAUACCAUAUGAUUUGGAAGAGUUGAUUGCUCAACAAGAGCGCCCGCAGCGAAGCUUCUUCAGCCGACUGGGUAUCAUCAAAGAGGCGAGUAGCGUGUCGUUGGCUAGCAGCAGCGGCGGCACCGCCGGCCGUGGUGGUGAUACUGUUUCCACUAGCAAACAUCAUGCAGUAUGGUCUAUGCAGGAGCUUAUUGCCAAUCCAUCAAUACCGCUAAACUAUGAGAAGAUGUGCCAUGAAGUUGAGCAAAGUUUGACGUCAUUCGAAAAGUACCUGGACUCGAAAUCGAUUGAGCAACGGAAGACGCAGCAGCAGCCAGUGCGUACCUUCGAUGUGGAUGGGCCGAUUGGAGAGGCGCACGAAAAGAAACAUAUUUAAGGGGCAAAAUGAGGGCAGAGAUUUAGCGAUUUAGUCGUUGUGCAAAAAACUGUACACAUACCCCUUAGUUGGAAUUUUAUUAGAAGUGUGUAGAGAAUUUUACUGUACACUUUACUGCUUUCUUUACAAAAAAUUUUUAUUUGUAAAAAUGGCAAUUCUUAAAAGAAUGUGGUUCGGAAUACUGCAUUGGGAAGUUUCGUUGUUUUUAAUUCACAUCAUAUGUAUGUAUGUAUGUAUAGAUAUGUUAUAUGUUUACUGUGUGUAUUAGAAACUACAUAUUUUACCUAUAUUUUACCUUUGUGUAUCAGGAAUACAUACCUCCCUAUAUUUAGUUCAGACUCGAAUUCGAAAAACUCGAAAAUGUAUGUAUCUCACAGUAUAUUAUAACCCAUUUGCACCAAAAGCUUAACUGCUGCUAUUUUUUUCGUACCUUUUUGCUUUUAGUCUUUUGUUUGCUUGUACUUUUCAUAAGCAAUUACCCCCUUCGAGUUGUAAUCUCCUUUUUCCAAUAGUUACAAACUGCAGUUAAGGCUUGGUGGAAAUGAAUUGGUUAGAUAAACAAUAUAAAAAUAUCGAAUUUAUUUUUUUUUUUUUAUGAGAACUCAUACGCACCAUUUAUCCGUCGCUCGAAUUGUUACUCAAAAUAUGAACUCAUCUUAAGAGUACAAAAAUGUAAAAAAACUUUUUUUUGGAGGGUUCGUAAGCACUCUUUCUUUCUUUCAGGUACAAUAAUAAACCUAAAACAAAUUAAGAAACUACUCCUUUGAUUUAAAAUAUUUAAUUUUAGACCAAAAAAAAUUUAUCAUUUCCUAAUGACGUAUUUCCACUGGGUGUUAAAUGACAAAAAUUUCAAUGAAAAAGUUAGCUUUUGAAAUAUACCAAUCGGUUUUCACAUGCCUUUGUUUAUAUGGUAAACAUUUAUUGUGAUUUUGUCAUUUUUAUGCCUAAUGGAAAUGGUAUAAGAAAUUAUUUUUCUCUGGCUACCAACAUAAAUAUUUUUUUAAAAAUCUGCCAGGUAAUUUCUUUUUUAUAUGUUGAGAUUUGAAACGAGAAUGAGUUUCCAUGAAAUUUAAGACUGAAAAUUUUAAACCUAUUCCCCAACCUAUUUCCCAAAUAUCUUCAAAAAAUUCCAAAAAACAAUUUUCAACGUAAUGAAACAGGGGAUUCUGUCAAACUCGCCUCGAAAAAAGUAGCGGGACUGCUGAAUGCGCUUUCUCCUUCGCUCUACAUCUUGGUCAUACUGGCAUAUUUAGAACAUUUUAUGUAUGUACAUUAAUUAAAAAUAUUUAUAUUUUUGGCUUUUGUAAAAUUCCAAAUUGGCCAAAUAGGGCCUUUCGCACUGAAGGUGACAAAAGUAAAAAAAAUGCCGUGUGGAAACGAAAUUAAUGACCAUUUUUUGUAAAAUUAAUGACGCAGGUAUUUUUAACGUCCAACUUUGUCAUUAAAAUUACUGUCAUUUAAUGACCGGUGGAAAUGCGGCAUUCGAAUUUUCAAAUUGAAAAACCCGAUACACUUUAAUCUGACAAGGAAAAAAAAAAUUUGGUUUUUAUUGUAGUGCAAAUUUUUAACAUUUUGAAUCAUACACAAAAUCUGUAGAAAAAGACUAAAUCUAAAGUUUUGAAAAUUUGUAUUUAAGAAAUUAUUUUUGUAAUUAAAAAAAUUCAUAACUUCACCAACACGUUUUUGUAUUAACAAAUAAAAGCAUUUUUAGGUGAAUUUCGUUAUGGUAACAAUUUGAGCGAAUCUACCCAUAUUUUUUCCAUAGAAGUAUUUUACAAAGAUGUAUUAAAACUAUUUUUUUUUAUUUAGUUUGUGAGAUUUUGAUGUUUUAAAUUUAUAUUGCGUUUCUGUUUGAAAUGUGCAGAUAUGUUUUGAACAUUUUAAGUAAUUAAAAAACAAAAAAAUAAAUUUGGAAUAUCUAUUAACUUUUUUAAAUUUUUUUUUAUACAUUUAUCACAUAAUUUUUUAUGAUGUUUUUUAAUAUUAUUUUAUGUUUUCGUCAAAUUGGCUACGAAAUUGCAUAAACACAUCUUGGCCCCAAUAAUUUUAAUUAUUUAUUUUUUAUACCUCUAAAAAUGUAAUGGCAUUGAGAAGACAAUGCCUCUUAAGCGUGGCGAGCCCUUUUUUGAUAUAAUAAAUAACACGAGACAAAAAAUCAACAAGUUUUCGCUAGCAGAAAGUAUUUGUUUUGUCUUUAAGGAACUUAUUUUUUCAUUAAACAUUAAUACAAAAAUUUUAAAAACUGAAAUUGUAAAGUAUUGUGCUAAUUGUAAGCAAAGCGACACACAAAAAACCAAACACAAAAAAAUGUGCUGACAUGAAUUGUUUUUCUUGUAAAUUAAAGCUGAAUAAAAAAAAUCAUGAAUUUUAAUCGAGCGAUUUUGUACUAAGCAUAUUUAUUUAUAAAAAUUAUAUUUUAGUAACAAAAAGUUUAACUUAUGCGAAAAAACUGCAUGCAACAAUUAGUCUAAACACCAGACAUUGUGUAAGCUGCUAUGCAUUAAAGCUCCGCGCAAGCUCCUGCGAACGCUACCUUGGAGCUUUCUCAACUGUAACAUGAAGAUCAGC